CAGAUGGGGAAGGCUGCUGGUGGAAAGUGGCAUCUUCAGCCGAUAGGGCUGCAGAGAAAAGGACCAAAGCUGCCGUCACGCUGAAGCGCCACAGGUAGCCUCGUUCCGGACGGACCCUUCUGGCACUUGACCAUUUUGCAGUGGAAUACCGGAAACGCGCAAAUCUGGGUUUGAAACAAUGAGCUCGGUAGCUGUGUUAACACCCGAGAGCUUUGCUGAGCACCGCAGCGGCCUGAGGGACGAAGAAGCACGAGGUGGUGUCCCGGAGGAUGAGGCCUACAUCCCCACUUAUCUGGAAGCUUUCCCACCACUUCCUGAAAAGGGAGCCCCGGGGGAGAAAUCCAGUGAGCUGACAGGAGUAUGGAACAAAAUUCGGCCUAUCAAAUCCUCCAUCAUCACCCAGGUGUUUCAUGUCCCCCUGGAAGAGCGACGCUACAAGGACAACAGCCAGUUCGGAGAAGGUGACGAGGCCAAGGUGUGCGUGGACAUCAUGCAGAAAACCGGGGCUCACAUUGAGCUCUCCUUGGCCAAAGACCAGGGCCUGUCCAUCAUGGUGACUGGAAAACUGGACUCCGUCAUGAAAGCGCGGAAGGAAAUCGUCGCUCGGCUUCAGACCCAGGCUUCAGCUACUGUCACAAUCCCCAAGGAACACCAUCGCUUUGUGAUCGGCAAGAACGGCGAGAAACUGCAGGAGCUCGAGCUGAAGACGGCCACCAAGAUCAACAUCCCGCGGCCUGAGGACCCCAGCAACCAAAUCAAGAUCACGGGCACCAAAGAAGGCAUCGAAAAAGCACGGCACGAGAUCUUGCUCAUCUCGGCCGAGCAGGACAAGCGGGCGGUGGAGCGCCUGACCCUGGAGAAGGCCUUCCACCCCUUUAUUGCCGGAGCCUUCAACAAAGUGGUCCAGGAGAUCAUGCAGGAGACGGGGGCCCGCAUCAACAUCCCACCACCCAGCGUCAACAAGGAUGAGAUCAUCAUCACGGGCGAGAAGGAGCCCGUCUCACAGGCCCUGCUGCGCAUCCGCAAGAUCUACGAGGACAAGAAGCGCAAGACGACCACCAUCUCCGUGGAGGUGAAGAAGUCCCAGCACAAAUACAUCAUCGGCCCCAAGGGCAACACCCUGCAGGAGAUUCUGGAUACCACCGGGGUCUCCGUGGAGAUGCCGCCCCUCGAAAGCAGCUCGGAAACCAUCAUCCUCCGGGGCGAGCCCGACAAGCUGGGCCCAGCCCUGACUCAGGUCUAUGCCAAGGCGAAGAGUGUGAUGGCAGCUGAGGUAACGGCCCCAGCCUGGUUACAUCGUUUUAUCAUCGGAAAAAAAGGACAGAACAUUGGUAGGAUCACCCAGCAGCUCCCAAAGGUUCACAUCGAAUUCACGGACGGCGACGAGAAGAUCACGCUGGAGGGGCUUACGGAAGAGGUGGAGCUGGCUCAGGCCCAGAUACAAGAGAUCAUCCGGGACCUGCUUGGCCGCAUGGACUACACAGAAGUCCUCAUCGAUCAGCGGUUCCACCGCCACCUGAUAGGGAAGAACGGCGCCAACAUCAACCGCAUCAAGGAGCAGCACAAAGUCUCCGUCCGCAUCCCGCCCGACAACGAGAAGAGCAACCUCAUCCGGAUCGAGGGGGACCCACAGGGGGUGCAGCUGGCCCGCAAGGAGUUGCUGGAAAUGGCGGCCCGUAUGGAGAACGAACGCACCAAAGACCUCAUCAUCGAGCAGCGCUUUCAUCGGACCAUCAUUGGGCAGAAAGGUGAGAAAAUCAAGGAGAUCCGCGACAAAUUCCCAGAGGUCAUCAUCAACUUCCCCGACCCCUCGCAGAAGAGCGACAUUGUGCAGUUGCGCGGGCCCAAGAAUGAGGUGGAAAAGUGUUCCAAGUACCUCCAGAAAGUGAUUGCGGAGCUGAUCGAGAACAGCUUCUCCCUCCCGGUUCCGAUCUUCAAGCAGUUCCACAAAAACAUUAUUGGCAAAGGAGGUGCCAACAUCAAAAAGAUUCGAGAGGAAACCAAUACCAAGAUUGACCUCCCCACAGAAAACAGCAACUCGGAGGUGAUCCUCAUAACCGGGAAGAAGGCCAACUGUGAGAGUGCCCGGGGCCGCAUCCUGGCCAUCCAGAGGGAGCUGGCUAACAUAAAGGAGGUGGAUGUAUCCAUUCCGGCCAAGCUGCACAACUCGCUGAUCGGCGCCAAGGGGCGGCUGGUGCGCUCCAUCAUGGAGGACUGUGGCGGGGUGCACAUCCACUUCCCCUCCGAGGGCUCCGGCAGCGACAAGGUCACCAUCCGAGGGCCCGGCGAAGAGGUGGAGAAAGCCAAGCGGCAGCUGCUGCAGCUCGCCGAAGAGAAGCAAAUCAACAACCACUCGGUGGAGCUGCACGCCAAGCCCGAAUAUCACAAGUUUCUGAUCGGGCGAGGCGGCGCCAACAUCCGCAAAGUGAGGGACCGCACCGGGGCACGCAUCAUCUUCCCCACCCUGGAGGACAAAGACCAGGAGCUCAUCACCAUCGUGGGGAAGGAGGAGGCUGUGCGCCAGGCCCAGCACAAGCUGGAGAACCUCAUCCGGAACCUGGAUAACGUCAUAGAAGAUUCGAUGCUGGUGGAUCCGAAGUACCACCGCCACUUCGUCGCGCGCCGAGGGCACGUGCUGCGGGAGAUCGCCGAGGAGUACGGCGGGGUCACCGUGAGCUUCCCCCGCACUGGUGUGCAGAGCGACCGGGUGACGCUCAAGGGCGCGAAGGACUGCGUGGACGCGGCCAAGAGGCGGAUCCUCGACAUCAUCGGGGACCUGGAGGCUCAAGUCGUUCUGGAGUGCGUCAUUCCGCAGCGUUUCCACCGCGUCGUGAUGGGAGCCAAAGGUUACAAGGUGCAGCAGAUCACGCGGGACUACGAUGUACUGAUCAAGUUCCCGGAGCGAGAGGACAAUUCAGGUUCAGAAGCACAGUCUCAGGAAAAUGGCGACAUGAGCCCCGAGCCAGACCCGGCCCCCCGCAAAUGUGACAUCAUCUUCAUCUCGGGGCGCAAGGAGAAGUGCGAGGGGGCACGGGCAGCUCUGCUGGCACUGGUUCCCAUCAUCAUAGAUGUAGAGGUCCCCUUUGAUUUGCACCGUUACAUCAUUGGGCAGAAGGGCGCUGGCAUUCGCAAGAUGAUGGAGGAGUACGAGGUGAAUAUCUCCGUGCCUCAGCCUGAGCAGCAGUCCGACAUCAUCAAAAUCACGGGCCUAGCCUCCAACGUGGAGCGAGCCAGGGCCGGCCUCCUGGAGAGGGUGAAAGACCUGCAGGCCGAGCAGGAAGAUCGGGCACUGCGGGGAUUCAAGCUGACGGUGAGCAUAGAACCGAAGUACCACCCCAAAAUCAUCGGCAAGAAAGGGGCGGUCAUUUCCCAGAUCCGUAAGGACCAUGACGUCACCAUCCAGUUCCCAGACAAAGGCGAUGAGAAUCAGGAUCUCAUCACAAUCACUGGGUAUGAGAAAAACGCUGAGGGGGCCAGGGAUGCCAUCUUGAAAAUUGUGGCCGACUUGGAGGAGAUGGUCAGCGAAGAUGUCCAUUUGGAUCAUCGGGUCCAUGCCCGGAUCAUCGGCGGAAGGGGCAAGGCCAUCCGCAAAGUCAUGGAAGAGUUCCGGGUGGACAUCCGCUUCCCUCAGCCAGGCUCCAGCGACCCGGACCGAGUCACGGUGACGGGGCUGCCCGAAAACGUGGACGAUGCGAUCGACCACAUGCUCAACCUGGAAGAGGAAUACAUGACGGACGUGGUGGAGACGGAAACCAUGGCUGCGUACAUGAAGCCCCCGUCUCGCCUGGGGGAGGAGCCCCGGGGCCCAGCCAAGGGCUUCGUGGUGCGGGACGCCCCCUGGAAUGCCUCUGGGAACAAGGCUCCGGAUGUGAGCAGUGCCGAAGAGUUCCCCGUCUUCGGCACCGGCGUGGUCACCAAGCAGACGUCCGUCUGGGGCCCCAAGAAGUUCUGAGAUGGGGGCAGAAGGCCUGGCCAGCCUGGCUUGGCUCCUGUUGCUCCGUCGGGUGUCGUGGCACGGCUCUCCGCCGCCCUUCCUCCCGCUGUCGGGAUACGGCCGGUUCCUCGUCGUCCUUCCUGCGCUCUCUCCAUCGACUCCGUGCAAUCCAUUCACCGAUCAAAAGCCAUAGCCAGCCUCCCUCCUUUCCCCCUUUCUGUCGAGCCAAAGUUAGGCCGGGUUGUAAGCACACAAACGUAACGAGCCACCGACGGCUACUGUCCUCCCCUUUGUCCCCGUCUCUGACCCCAUCCUCCCCCUCCAUGCCAGAUUUCAGGGCAUUAAUCUCUCCCGGCCAGACUGGGCUAGAACAGCCCCGCCUCUGUAACUCCCACCGCUCAGCCAGAAAAGAAGCAGGCAAGGGUCCUUUUCCUCCCUCCCCGCCUCAUCUGCCCCUGCUCCUUGCGGUUGCGGGGCGGUUGCAUGUUUCACACACCCAGAACUACCAGAGGAGCCCGUGUCCUGGGACUCUACCGAGGCCUAAGGACGGGCUGACUUGCCGUGUGGCUACCCCAAGACCCCUUCGUCCCCCUAAGCCUGCUAGCCAGACCUUCUGCCUUGGGCUGCUGGUCCUUCAAGACUGCAAAGAGUCCCUCUCCCAGGAGAUACCAUUGGAUUUGGAGCUGCACCAUUAGGAUUAGGAAGGGCCAUCUUGGCGCAGUGGGUAUGGAUAUCCAGGGGUAAGAUUUCUGGCUCCCUACAGCUGGAAGAAACACGUUAAGAGCAGGUAGCACUUAGAAACUUUGGCAACGAGCAGGCGUCUGUCUGCUCUCCCCACCCCACAUCCACGGCACAGCGCAGAGUCUGUGGUUCGGUUCCUCCCCAUUUUCAUUCCUGACCCUCUUUUUAUUGCCCUCCUGCAUCCCUUCCGUAUUUCUUCCUCCAAGUUGCACUUGCUUUGAAUCAUUAGGUGAAAAUAUGCAACACUGAACAAAGAGACAGAUGCUAUUUCCUUUUUCUUUCAGUUUCUAGUUCUCAUAUUUUCCAGAUUUUAAACUGUGACUUCUGGAGAGAGAGAGAGAAUGUGUGUGUGCUUGUUGUGUGUGCUUGUGUGUGUGCGCUUGUGUGUGUGUGUGCGAAAAAGGGAUGGAAGUGAGCACCGAAGCUCCACCCACGCCCAUUGCCGUGUCUGCACAAGGCAAAAACCAGAAGCUGUAGUCAGUCGAACAAUGUAACCAAGAUGUAUUUUUGUUUUGUUUCGUUUCGUUUUUUUUCUGAAGACAAGAUUGUGGGGAGAAAUAAAAAGAAUUCACAAAAAGCGGAGAACACUAUUGGCCUUAAAAAAAAAAAAAAAAAAAAAGGAGAGAAGGAAAAAGAGUUUAAGCUGGAUUAAGGAAAUAUGCAAACUCUGUAGGUCACGUAGUGACUGGACUUUUCUAAUUCCAAAUAAAAAUGGAGUGGGAAAACGC
Messenger RNA from Varanus komodoensis (Komodo dragon), 5403 nucleotides. RefSeq names its product vigilin-like. Gene Ontology annotation, molecular function: mRNA binding. Lineage: Eukaryota; Metazoa; Chordata; Lepidosauria; Squamata; Varanidae. The transcript is spliced from 28 exons. The coding region runs from base 179 to 3952 and encodes 1257 amino acids. Gene Ontology annotation, cellular component: nucleus; cytoplasm. The record is from RefSeq and is a predicted model, not a curated record.